Fusarium sp. VM40 is the source of this 597-nucleotide messenger RNA. Lineage: Eukaryota; Fungi; Ascomycota; Sordariomycetes; Hypocreales; Nectriaceae. The record is from the annotation of a GenBank genome assembly.
AUGAAGGCUGCUCUCUUCUUCGCUGCUGCUGGCCUUGCUGCCGCUCAGAACCUCAGUGGUCAGCCCGAGUGCGCUCUCAAGUGUCUCCAGGAGAACAUCCCCAAGGCCGGCUGCAAGCUCGACGACACCGCCUGCCAAUGUGACGCCAGCUUCCAAGAGAAGCUUCUGCCUAUCAUCACUCCCUGCCUCACCAAGGCCUGCGACGUUACCGACCUCGUCAAGGCCCAGUCCGCCGCUGCAGCAGCCUGUGAGGCCUACGCCAAGACCGCCGGUGCCGGAUCUGCCGCCGCCACUACCGCUGCUCCCGUCACCAGCGUGAGCAUCGACACCUCCGUGACCGGCUCCGCCACCGUCCCCGCCAUCUUCUCCAGCAUCCCCGAAGAGAAGCCCAUUCCUCCCGUCACUCCCCGUCCCCACAACGGAACCACAACCAAGACUGAGGCUACCACUCCCACCGGAACUGGCUCCGGCGGUUCUGGAGGCUCCGGCGGCUCUGGCAGUGCUACCAGCGUUCCCACCGACGCUGGUAGCUCUGCCGCUGUUGCUGGCCCUGCCUUCGGUCUCCUCGCUGCUAUCGCUGCUUUUGUUGCUCUGUAA